This is a messenger RNA of Nannizzia gypsea CBS 118893, 810 nucleotides long. RefSeq names its product DNA damage checkpoint protein rad24. The transcript has 5 exons. The coding region runs from base 1 to 810 and encodes 269 amino acids. Gene Ontology annotation, biological process: signal transduction. The record is from RefSeq and is a predicted model, not a curated record. Gene Ontology annotation, cellular component: cytoplasm. Lineage: Eukaryota; Fungi; Ascomycota; Eurotiomycetes; Onygenales; Arthrodermataceae.
AUGGGUCACGAAGACGCCGUCUACCUUGCCAAAUUGGCCGAACAGGCCGAGCGUUAUGAAGAAAUGGUUCAGAACAUGAAGAUUGUUGCUUCUUCGAAUCGGGAACUAUCGGUAGAGGAGCGCAACUUGCUGUCUGUUGCCUACAAGAACGUCAUCGGUGCCAGACGUGCCUCCUGGAGAAUCGUUACUUCCAUCGAGCAGAAGGAAGAAUCCAAAGGAAACGAGGCUCAGGUCACCCUCAUCAAGGAGUACCGUCAGAAGAUCGAGGCCGAGUUGGCCGAUAUCUGCGAAGAUAUCCUCAAGGUUCUCGAUGACCACCUCAUUGCCUCUGCCGAGACUGGAGAGUCCAAGGUCUUCUACCACAAGAUGAAGGGUGACUACCACCGUUAUCUCGCCGAGUUUGCCCUCGGUGAGAAGCGCAAGACUUCUGCCGAUAACUCUUUGACUGCCUACAAGAAUGCCACUGAGGUCGCCCAGACUGACCUUGCUCCAACCCACCCCAUCCGCUUGGGCCUUGCCCUUAACUUCUCCGUUUUCUACUAUGAAAUCCUCAACUCUCCUGACCAGGCCUGCCACCUUGCCAAGCAGGCCUUUGAUGAUGCCAUUGCCGAACUCGACACUUUGAGCGAGGAGAGCUACAAGGACUCCACCCUCAUUAUGCAACUCCUCAGGGACAACUUGACCCUGGUGGACUUCCUCCGAAGCCGACCCAGCCCACCGAGGCCCCAACCCCCAGCUGAGGUCAAGGAAGAGGCUCCAGCUGCACUGAGGAAGCCCCAAGGAGUAAAUGGGUAUGGGAUGAGCAUUUAG